Molecule: messenger RNA, 917 nt
Organism: Aureobasidium vineae
Lineage: Eukaryota; Fungi; Ascomycota; Dothideomycetes; Dothideales; Saccotheciaceae
Source: the annotation of a GenBank genome assembly
GCCGGCACAAGAUGGGCGAUAGCAGCGAUCAGGUUCUUGCAAAGCCAGCCGACCUCUGCUGCUUGAAGGGAUCUUUCUACUCGGGAGAGCCGCAAGGAAAGACCGAGCAGAUAGAUGGCAUAGAUACCUAUAUUGCUACACCCGAUCCGAAGAUUGCCAAUGGCAAUGUCUUACUGUAUUUCCCUGAUGCCUUUGGCUUGCAUACAAACAGUCACCUCUUGAUGGACGCUUACGCCUCUUGCGGUUACUUGACCUUGGGUGUCGACUAUUUCCUUGGCGAUGCUGUAUCGAAGUACACCAUGACACCACUCAAUGACCCGAGCUUCGACCUCAAAGCUUGGAGUGUGAAACAUCUCAAAUCUUCCGAGGAAGUCGCUUCGAAAUGGGUUACAAACGUGAUGAACAAGUACGGAAAGUCAAAAGCUUCAAAAUUCGCAUGCGUUGGUUACUGGUCAGUAUCACACCCCAAUCGUCUGGUAGUUUGCACUCCUAAGUUCGAGAAAACAGCUNGGGGUGCACGUAUCGUUUGUCAACAACUCUCAAAGAAUGGCAUUUGUGAGGUGGGAGCAAUGGCUCACCCAUCCUUCACGAAUGAGAGCCACGUCUCUGGUGUUGAUGGUGUCACGGACUCGUUGUUCCAGCCCGAGCAACGUGCCCGGACAGUCGAAAUCCUGACGCAGCGCGAGAAGCGCUUCAACAUGCAAAUAUACUCCGGUGUGAGCCACGGCUUUGCGGCAAUCUCUCUGACUCUUAUGAACGAUGGGCCAAGGAGCAAUGUUUUAGAAGCUUUGUCGACUGGUUGGACUACUGGCUGUCAAGUACAUGAAACCGUCAGCGCGGUCAAGCAACGUUCCACGAAAAAGCAGAAAUUGGAUGAUGCGAUCUAUAUGGGAAGCAGCUCAGCAUUAAUGAAUCUC